AUGGCCAUUUUGGACCUUGGCCUCGCACAGGUCGCGACAAGGCCUCUCAAGCCAUCGGCAGUUGCCUUUCGAAGCGCCCGCGUGCACCUCUUGCGCAAAAACUCUCCCCGUCCGGCUCUUCUAUCCCGAUGCCGACCACGGCCCGUUCAAGCACGAUGGCAUUCCGACGACAGCUCGCCAUCAGCCGCAUCAUCCUCCCCCCCGGCAGACGCGUCUAGCCCACAGCAAAUAAUGCGCAAGCGCCGCGAGUCGGCGGGCGGAAAGUUCAACCUAUACGGCGACGACUGGGAGGAUUCGGUCGAUUUUGCCAUCAAGUCGUUCGAAGACCUACCUCACCGUCUCUUCGGCUUCAAUCAGCACAUGAUCAUCAACUACGAGCUGAAGGAGGCGCUGCGCAUAAUGCUCCGUCAGUUCAACGCCCCCAUAGUCUACUGCUUUGCCUACGGUUCUGGCGUCUUCCCUCAGGAGGAUGUCUCGGGCCGCAGCAUCACCGAGGCAGAGUUCCGCGCCGUCCACCCGAAGCCUCCCGAGGCCCUGGUGAAGGCUCAGAAGGGCUCUCCGAAGAUGAUCGACUUCAUCUUUGGCGUGAGCCACACGGAGCACUGGCAUUCCAUCAACAUGAAGCAGCAUCGGGACCACUACUCGGCCAUCGCCUCUCUCGGCUCCGGUCUCGUCUCCCGCGUUCAGGACUGGGGCGCCGGCGUCUACUUUAAUCCCUACAUUGAGAUGAACGGCAUGUUGAUCAAGUACGGCGUCACGAGCAUCCAGAACCUCGUCAAGGACCUCUCGACCUGGGACAAUCUCUACCUCGCCGGUCGGCUGCAAAAGCCCGUAAAGAUCCUGCGCGACCAUCCCCAGGUGCGGCUUGCCAACCAGCACAACCUCAUCGCCGCCGUCCGCACCGCCAUGCUGCUGCUUCCGCCCGACUUUACCGAGACGCAGCUCUACAGCGCCAUUGCCGGCAUCAGCUACCUCGGCGACCCGCGCAUGGCUCUCCCGACCGAGAACAAGAGCAAGGUGGCCAACAUCGUGACCAACAACGUCGUCCACUUCCGCCGCCUCUACGCGCCCCUCGUCAAGACGCUCCCUAACGUCUCCUUCACCAGCCCCGUGCGCCUCGACGAUGAGGACUGGGUGCUCGACCCCAAAGCCGACGCACGACUCCAGCAGGACAUGGACCCCGUCAAGCGUGGCAACAUGGUCCACCGCCUGCCCAGCCACUUCCGCUCCCGCCUCUACUUCCAAUACCAGAAAAAGUUUGCCAUGCCGCGCGAUGAGUUCACCCGCAUGAUGGAAGCCUCCGCCGACGAUGCCGCCACCUCCAUAAAGCGCCGUCAGGGCGGCGAGUUUGAGCGCCGCAUCGCCCGUGACGACCCGAGCCAACUCCAACGCAUCGUCCGCCAGGUCAUCAAGCAAACGGUCAACUGGCCAAGCACCGCGCAGAGCGUCAAGGGCCUGCUGAUGGGGGGCUGUUCGCGCUCCUGGCGCUACCUCGGCGAGAAGGUCGACAAGUGGAGGAAGGGCCGUCGGGAGGCGACCAAAUCCAAGGACGGCCCGGCGAAGCAGGGGCAGCCCGAGGAGAGUAAAAAUGGAGGCUAA
Molecule: messenger RNA, 1599 nt
Organism: Drechmeria coniospora
Lineage: Eukaryota; Fungi; Ascomycota; Sordariomycetes; Hypocreales; Ophiocordycipitaceae
Product: MMP37-like protein
Exons: 2
Coding region: 1-1599 (532 amino acids)
Biological process (GO): cardiolipin biosynthetic process; CDP-diacylglycerol biosynthetic process
Cellular component (GO): mitochondrion
Molecular function (GO): phosphatidate cytidylyltransferase activity
Source: RefSeq, a predicted model, not a curated record